GCGUCGUAUCGAGUACGGUCGCUUCUCGUGGGCCGAGCCGGUCUCCGCUCACCCAGCUGAGCCGUUAACGUUGCCAUUUCGUGCUUUUCUGGCAUGGAGGCCGAGAGCGGAGACCGUGCUGCUGGAGCUGACAGGCAGGGAGGGGAGGGAAUUGAAGGAGGAGCGGGCAGCUGCCGCCGCUCUACCGGGGUUGUUUUCACCCGAAAGCCCGCUGACUCGGACGGGAAAAUGUCCUUAGGUCGUCUGGCAGCUCGAUUUUAGCCUUUAAUCUAGUCGCCCAGGCUGUGGAUAAAAUAAAUUGACCGGUGAGAGACAUCCGGCGGGUUGUUGGCAUGCGGAAAUCGUUUCCUCGUCAGUGGCCAGCAGACAGAAAUGCCCAGUGUGGCGGUUAAACCCACCUACCUACACCUGACCGGAGCGGAGAAAUGUCGCAGAUGUUCACCAUGUCCAGCCGAGGAGGAAAGAAGAAGUCGACCAAGACGUCCCGGUCCACCAAAGCCGGGGUCAUCUUCCCUGUGGGACGCAUGCUGCGCUACAUCAAGAGGGGUCUGCCCAAAUAUCGCAUCGGGGUGGGAGCUCCCGUCUAUCUGGCUGCUGUCCUUGAGUAUCUUACUGCGGAGAUCUUGGAGUUGGCAGGUAACGCAGCCAGAGACAACAAGAAGGGUCGCGUCACACCACGACACAUCCUGCUGGCCAUUGCCAAUGAUGAGGAGUUGAACCAGUUGCUGAAAGGUGUGACUAUCGCAGCAGGUGGAGUCCUGCCCAACAUCCACCCAGAGCUGCUGGCCAAGAAGAGAGGAGCAAAGGGAAAACUGGAGACACCCGUCUCACCUGCCCCCGAGAAGAAACCCAAGCCGGUCAAGAAAUCAGUCACCAAGAAACUGAGUGGGAAAAAGACAGGAGGGAAGGCUAAGAAGCAGGGUGAGGUGAGCAAGGCGGCGUCGGCAGACAGCACCACAGAGGGGUCUCCAGCCGACAGCUUCACUGUGCUCUCCACCAAGAGCCUCUUCCUGGGUCAGAAGCUCAACCUUAUCCACAGCGAGGUCAGUAACUUGGCUGGCUUUGACGUGGAGGGGGUCAUCAACCCCACCAAUGCUGAACUUGAACUUAAAGAUGAUCUAGGCGCUGCUCUGGAAAAGAAGGGAGGGAAGGAGUUCACCGAAGCGCUGCAGGAGCUGAAGAAGAAGAACGGCCCUCUGGAGGUGGCUGGCGCUGUGCUGACCGCUGGCUUUGGUCUACCUGCUAAGUACGUCAUCCACUGCAACAGUCCAGGCUGGGGCUCUGACAAGUGUGAGGAGAUGCUGGAUAAGACGGUGAAGAACUGCCUGGCUCUGGCCGACGAGAAGAAGCUCAAAUCUGUGGCUUUCCCCUCCAUUGGUAGUGGGAGGAAUGGUUUCCCAAAGCAGACGGCGGCCCAGUUGAUCCUUAAGGCCAUCUCCAGCUACUUUGUGGCCACCAUGUCUUCCACCAUCAAGACCGUCUACUUUGUGCUGUUUGACAGCGAGAGCAUCGGGAUCUACGUGCAGGAAAUGGCUAAGCUGGAGACGAGCUAAGAGUUGGGAGUAGCCCCCUCCUUGUCCCGUUCUGCCCCACACCCACUCUGUUUUUGUUUUUCCUGCGAGGAAACAGGAAGGUGUUUAUUAGUGAUUUGUUAAAUAUGAAGAGAAGAAGAUAAAGAAGAAUCUUUCUAUAGGCCGGGAACUUGUUUUUGCAUUAUGUUUAUAUUUUUCCUAUAUUGUUUUUAAUUUCUUAUUUACUUGUUCACCUCUGGCGUUUAAAUGUAAACGUGCAUUGUAUAUUCGGCAGUCUUUUAAUACAAACAGUGCGACACAAAACAGGUUGAACGAAUGAAAAGACUCACUUUUAAGAUUUAAUUUUCACGGUAUAUACGGUAAAAGAUGUUACGAGAGAUAGAAACACCUCAAUUACCAGGCUUCCAGAGAAGUCCAGUGAAAUACGGGUUAAUGCAUGUAAUGGCAGUAAAGAUAGUAAAAAAAAAGAACAGCUAUUCUCUUUGUUUUGGUCUCAAAAACACAAUACACUCAAUUCAGUGUAUUUUUUGUGUGCGUUUUGGAGCAUCUCUGUUGUUAAUAGUACUGUAUAAUGAAAGGGUGAAGCUUAAAGAAAAGUUUGGGCCUUGGGAGACUAAUGUGACUGAACUGUGGAAAGGGUUUUUGUUUUUGUGUUGUGUGUUGCUAAUGUUUGUGUUUGCAUUUGUUCACAUGGGCAAAAACUUGUUUUCUUGUGUGCUGCAGAGACCUCAAAUUCCCCCCCCCCCCCCAAAAAAAAAUCAAAUACUUUUAUUAUAUACUCAUCCUAGUAUUGAUGUCAUGAGUUUAUACUGUAAGCUGAAAGCUGUUGGUUGUCAUUUACAGUAAAAAAAAUUAAUCAGUUUAUGACAAAAUGGUAGAACUGGAGGUUGGAGGUUUUUGCAGGGCACGAACAGGUUUAUAUUGUGUGUUCUUAUGAGUGUUUAUAUAGAUGGAGUAUUUGUGAAAUGUUAUAGUAUAUAGAUUUUUAUUUUCUAUUUUAAUUUUCACACUGAUUCUAGGCGCAGGCGAUUUGGAAGCAAAAUAGAAAAAAUGUUAAGAGAGAGUUUUUAUUUUGUGUGUGUUGUCUUUGUUAAGCCAUAAAACAUUUUUGCUGGAAA
This is a messenger RNA of Scatophagus argus, 2650 nucleotides long. RefSeq names its product core histone macro-H2A.1. The coding region runs from base 426 to 1553 and encodes 375 amino acids. Gene Ontology annotation, molecular function: protein heterodimerization activity; DNA binding; structural constituent of chromatin. The record is from RefSeq and is a predicted model, not a curated record. NCBI's taxonomy places the organism in Eukaryota, Metazoa, Chordata, Actinopteri, Scatophagidae. The transcript is spliced from 9 exons. Gene Ontology annotation, cellular component: nucleosome.